CAAGAUGGCGUCCGAGGCUGCGCAGUACCGAAGAAGACGGGCGGUGACGUAACAGUGCAAAGACACCGCAUGCCUUUUUUCCCCGACCUCAUUUGAGAAAACCUCCACCAUGUCGACUGGGUUUAUACGACGGGAAACACACGUGGAUUAAUAUCAUAACGUCGAAAUACGUGAUCUGUUGGACCGCGCAGAAGGAUGCUGUCCCAAACCAUUGUACAAAUGUAUAAAAAGCAGGAUCCUCCUGCCCUUUAGAUGUCUGGAAGCUGUUCAUGGCUUCUAAGAAGAAGCGAAAAGGAAUGGUGUUCCAUCAGGAAGGGGCAACCAGCCCUGUUGCGGCACCUGCCGCGGACCAUCCAUCUUCCCGCUUUGUUGUUCCGACACUAGGGAAGGCAAGUGAAGGCGGUAUGGAGCAAAGCAACUGUGCAACCAAUGAAGAGGCAGAUAUGAUGGGUAAACCCAACAUGUACCCAUAUAAAGAACCGGUUAGGAAUGCUGGUGGACUUGCUGCUGUGAAGCUUCCGUAUAGUUCAAACCCUGAGCCAGACAACCUCUCACCUGAUAGCAUCUGCAAAGGUAUCAAAGUAACGCUGGACAACAAUGGCAUGUGGAACGAGUUUUUCAAAUGCAAAACAGAGAUGAUUGUGACUAAACAAGGCAGCAGGAUGUUCCCCUACUGCCGUUUUCGCAUCUCUGGCUUGCAGCCAUCUAGGAAGUAUUCCUUGAUCAUGGACAUUCAACUUUUAGACAUCAGUCGUUACAAGUGGAAUGGCAAAAGCUGGCAAGUUGCUGGAAAGGCAGAAAGUCAUGGUAAGAGUCAACCAUUCGCUCACCCAGAGUCUCCAUCAACAGGAGAACACUGGAUGAAAAAUCCAGUGUCCUUUUACAAACUGAAACUCACAAACAACGUCUCGGAACAAGAGGAGAACACCAUCCUGCAUCCGAUGCACCGCUACUUGCCAAGACUGCAUCUGAUCCAAACCGAGAAAGCUUCUGAUGACAUCAAUCUAAAGGGUCGCAAUCUUAUGACAUUCACUUUUCCCCAGACUGAGUUUAUGGCAGUCACUGCUUACCAAAACCCACAGCUUUCCCAGCUUAAAGUCGACUACAAUCCGUUUGCUAAAGGACUGAAGGAGGAGAGCUCCAGUCCGUUUGGUCUAAAACUGAAGUUGAACUCUGAAAAAGACUUGCACAAAGGUGGAGGCACGACAACCAAUGAGCAACAUCCCCUGAAGAAGAGCUUGAAGUCUUUGCUUGCAAACCAUAAACCUAAAAGCUUAAAAGCAGUGGAUGCAAAGCCUUCGGGUUCUAGUGAUCUUCAGAAAAAAUCCACUACGAAUGAAGAUCAAUCAGCUGCCAGUGUGACUGAGGAAUGUUCAGGCAAUUCACGUCCAGCUCAGAAGUUGUUUUCAGAACUUAUCCGGGAGGCUCAUGUUUCACUGCAUAGAUGCAACGUGGAGCAGCUGGCCAUCACAAACGGCACCUCUCCUAGAACUGAGCAAACCCAAACUAAAACCACUACUUUGAAAAGCAAUGAACAAGAUGUUCCCAGAAGGGACAGUAGAUCUGUCAAAACAAAUAGUGUCCCAUCUGCAAAGAACAGUGAAACUGUUCAAACAAAGAGGAAAGUUAAGGAGAAUAAGGACCUUUUGAAUUCAACAAACUGCAAAGACAAUGUAAGGACUGAUAAUUCUGAGUUACAUAAUGAUUCUCCAGCAGUUUCCCAGAACUCCUCGGUGGAAUCAGACCACCAACAUCAGCUCAAAGCUCUAUCGGAGGGAAAAGAAAAGCAGCAUAAACGUCCAGUGCCCCUGCCUCUGCCAGCUCUUGCUCGUUUUUUGAAGCAGCAUUCAACAAAAUCUAAAAAGACCAAGAGCAAGCUGGAUUCUCCACCUCAAGCAAUCCCAUCUGAACAUUCAUCUAAUUCAAAGAGUUCUGCUGCAGCUCCCACAUGUCCACAAUCUGACCCCUUCGUUAAAGCAACUGAUCCUUCCAAAGACCCUACUGGUGAUAUCACAAAAUACAACAACCUGGCUUCUGGACAUGCUAGUGAACAUCAUCUGGAUGAAAUAGAUUUAAAUGUUACAGGACAAGCAGGUAAAACCGCCAAUGAACAAUCCAGUCCAUCAUGUUCAGAUGACAAUGCAACUACAGGCCCAAACGGACUAAGCACUGAAGAUUUCCUGGCCUCAGUUUCAGUAACUGAAUGCAACAGCCCUGUGGGACAAGAUGGUACACCAGUGUUACCUAAUUUUUAUCAACCAUUUUGUACCCUUGGGACAUCUUUAUCCACCAUUUCGUCAACUCUUGCUACCUCCUCUGAAUCUCCUAUUUGGUCACCCACCCAUGACACAGUGUUACCUGCCCCAAACUUUUCACUAACCCAAACCAUCAAUGACUCCUCCACACUACCUUCAGACUCCCCUACUAGUAAGUCUGAUUCUUUGCUACCUGACCCUGAGUGUUCUUCAUUUGCUUUUGAGGAAUUGUCACCUGCAAGCUCUCCAGAACCUUUACCUUCCCUGCCUCUCUCGUUAGCUCUAGAAUUUGACUGCAGUACUUCUGAACCACCUCCACAAGCAGUAUCUCCUGAGGAGUUGCAGCACAGCGAAGCAUCUGUGUUCAAAUGGCAUACAGUGUUACCUCUACCUAAGCCGUACAUAGAAACUUCACUCACUACAUUUCAGCCCACACCAGAGACUCUACCUUUAGUGUCUGUUGCUUCACAUUUUUUGCCUUCCCAAACACCCUCCCAAUCUGAACCACAGGUUAUUGACACCUCCACAUCCAUGGCUCCCCUUGAUCCUGGUCCAUCAUUUCAAGAAAACGUACAGUUGCUCCCAUUCCCUGCUCAAUUGUCCCCCCUCGCCCUUCAGUUGCCGAUGUCUCCAACUUUUUCCUCCUUAGAUGGAGAUGAACUGUCACCUACGCCUUCAAUCGCCGAACUUGUGUACUUUUUCUCCAACGAUCAUGACCUCGGGAUGGAGUUUUCAAACACAGAGGCAAUAGACGUUCCCUGCUCACCGCCGAGUAAAGUAGAAGCAAAUGCACAAGAGCCUUCUCCGCAGGUGCAACCAAUUCCAGCCAAAAGGACCUGCAAGCAGAAGAAGAAGUCCAGGCAGCGAAAGUUAGUGGAUGUAGAUCAGGAUAUUGAUCCCUCAUACGGUAGAAUGCAUCCCAACCUGGAGGAAGUAGAAGAGCAGUUAUUUAUUUCAUUCACUUCAAAGGAGGCUCUCAAACUUCACCUUGCGGACUCCUCCGAUGGACCGGAGUCACAGCCUCAGACGACACCUGAGGGACCCGUGCUACAACAAAUUACUGACACACCUGAGAACGUAGAGACAACAGAUGAAAUUCGGAGGAUCGCUGCCUUCGAGAAGAUUCUCCUGAGAGACCUGAAGCUGCUGAGACACAGACAGGUGAUCCAUCCUGUGCUGCAGGAAGUGGGUCUGAAGAUGAGUCAGCUGGAUACGACUCUGGCCAUAGACCUGCAGUACCUGGGAGUCCGUCUGCCCAUCCCCCCCCCUGGAGUCUCUCUGGAGCCGCUGACCAAGGAGCUGCCUCCACCUCCAGGUAUUUCUGCAGCGUUUGUGUCCAGAACAGGAAAAACGACCGAUGUGACUCAGAUUAAAGGUUGGAGAGAGAAAUACACUCCAUCAGAGGCUCCGCCCACUCCGACACCAACAACACCUGAAGCUGGUCCCAGUUCAGACCCACCAAAGAAGAACCUGUCUGCGUUCUGCAGCGACAUGUUGGACGAGUAUCUGGAGAACGAAGCGAAGCUGAUCGACGAGCGAGCCGACAGCUUCUCUCAGUCUGCCGUGGAGCCGCUGGUGUACGAGCUGCCCACCAGGAGCACCAGCUACGUCCGGACCCUCGACAGUGUCCUGAAGAAACAGACCUCCUGCUCCCCCACAUCAGACCUCAUAUCUGGAUUCAUCCCGCCCUCAAAGAGACCCAAGCUCACGCUCAAAGAGGCGAAGAAACCUCGGAAAGAGAAGCUGAAGAGAGGUCCAAAACCGAAAAACAGAGAAGAACCACUUCCAGGUUCAACACCUUCUCCAAGUCCUACUCAGUCAAACCUGCUCCCGAAACAACCUGGACUCCAUAUCCCAGCAGCCCCCUCUCCAUCAGAGCACACAGCACCUCUCCCUGUACCUCUAAAACCAAGAAAACAACACCUGAAAGUGCGAUUCAACGAACCAGAGCCGUCACCUCUGCCCCAUCAACCCAAGCUGAGGAAGCUCAAACCCAAGCCCUCGUCUCAGACCCUCAGCCUCAACCCGGCCCCGCCCCCUGGGGUCUUCGAGGAUAUGGCCCCGUUGGAGUCGGACUCUGAGCUCGUGGAUCCUGAAUCCUGCAGGACAGAGAGCGGUCCUGUGAUGACCCGCGCUCUGCUGAGGCAGAAGGACCUGGAGGACGCCAUGCUGUGGGAGGGCCUUCCUCGGACCUCCAUCACUAAGGAGAGGGCUGCCAUCGCUCUGACGUCACUGUUCACACUGAAGGGUUUCGUCAUUGAGAACCCCACCGCCCCCAUCCAGCUGGUGCGGAGGCCAGCCCCCCCCUGCCUGAACGAGUCCUGCCGUCUGGGCUGCAUCUGCUCCAGCCUCGCUAACUGCUCCACGAUCACCCACUGCGGCCGCCCCGCCUGCAUGCUGGGCUGCAGCUGCCUCAAACAGAAGGUGGUGCUCCUCAAGAACCUGGACGGGUCAGACUCCAGCCCCUCGCAGCCCGGACACAAGAAGAAGAGGAGGAAGAGGAGGAUGAAGAUGGCCUACGUCCUCAAGGAGGCGGACAGCGUUUCCCAGCCUGCCGAGCGGGUCCGGACUCUGUGGAAGAGAGACGCUACAGACCCAGAUCCAGACCCGAUGCACACACCUGGACCGCCACCUCUCACCCACCCCACUGAGAGGUUAGAGGACAACAGCAGCUGUGCCAGAAUCCGAGCCUUCAUCGGGAAGAAUAGGCGGAGCACCAGGACACUGAAGACUCCUGGUAAUCCACAGGAGAUGUCUAAAGAUGCAGAGUCUAUUAAGGUUGGGCCGAAAUCUUUAAAAGGGAAAGGCUCGACAUCGAAGAAAACAAAGACCAAAUCAUCCAUUCCUCCAUCAGAUCCUCAGCCAGCUCCCUCUCCUCCAGCGAAGCCCUCGAAGCGCCUGAUCAUCGUGGCCGAGUGUCAGUGGGUGAAGGAGGGCGACCGUAACAUGGUUCUCAGGACACUCUGCGAGGCGAUGGCUCGGGACAAUCUGGAGAAGCCUUUCUGGAUCAAAGACUAUCUGGUGAGUCCGGUGAGCACGUCGCUGGAGGAGAGCGACGGAGAGCGCUGCAUCCAGUUCAAGAUGCACAUCUCCAGACCCAAACUGACGAAGGAGGAACCAGCGAAAAGCCGAAGACCCCGGAGACCAAAACCUCCCAUUAAAGAGAAGACACAACCACAACAGGACCCCCCGGAGGAGAUGCAGAUGGAGAUGAAGCCUCCUGAAGAUUGGCAGCGAGAGGUGGAGGAGGAGGAAGAGGAGGUGGUGAUGGAGGAAGUGGAGGAGGAAGAGGAGGUGGUGAUGCAGGAAGUGGAGGUGGUGAUGCAGGAAGUGGAGGAGGAAGUAGAAGAAGCGAAACCUCUUGAGGAUUGGCAGCGAGAAGUGGAGGAAGAUGACAUAGAGGAAGAACAGGAAGCGGGAUCAACGAAUCACCAGGUGCAUGAUGGGAAACAGAUCAGAAGACAGGAAGUGAUGUCACGGGAGAAGAGUAAAAUGAUGGGGAGUUUGGGUCUGCCGUUCCUCGCCGGAGUUUCCCCCGCCGGCUUCCUGUCUGCCGACACCAAGCAGCCGGGGAACACCAAUCACACCGUCCACGUGAACGGUAAACCCUAUCCUCUGGCUAAGAUCCAGCUGGGGAAGAUGGGAGCGCUCCAUCCGGCCAAUCGGCUCGCAGCGUACCUCACCGGCCGCGUGGGGAAUAACAGGAAGCAGCAACCACCCUCUCAACCCCCUCAGAGUUCAGUGCUGACCCCCCCUGAAGUCUACUCUAAACCUCCUCGGAGGAUAGCUCCAGGCCCCCCUAAUCCCCCCCUCUCAACCUCCUCAGAGUUCAGCGCCAACCCCCCCUGAAGUCUACUCUAAACCUCCUCAGAGUUCAGCUCCGACCCCCCCUG
Molecule: messenger RNA, 6148 nt
Organism: Gymnodraco acuticeps
Lineage: Eukaryota; Metazoa; Chordata; Actinopteri; Perciformes; Bathydraconidae
Gene: mgaa
Product: MAX dimerization protein MGA a
Exons: 15
Coding region: 270-6104 (1944 amino acids)
Biological process (GO): cell fate specification; positive regulation of DNA-templated transcription; regulation of transcription by RNA polymerase II
Cellular component (GO): nucleus
Molecular function (GO): DNA-binding transcription factor activity, RNA polymerase II-specific; RNA polymerase II cis-regulatory region sequence-specific DNA binding
Source: RefSeq, a predicted model, not a curated record